CGCCCUGUCUUUUUCCUUUCUGCAAUCGGAAGUUCAGAACACCAUCUUUGCCUCUUUUCUGUUUAUUUUAUUAGUUUAACCACUGUAUAAAAAAAAAAAAAAAAAGCAAGAGUGUUACAAACGCCAAUGACUUCCUUGCACCUCAAUCAUUUCUUCUUUUUGUUUUUUCUAAGAAAAUUGACAUUAAUGUUUGAUUGAGUUUGUUUUUGGUAUUAUAUAAAUGAAUCAAAGAAGUUCCUCCUGAGAUCUCGGAAUAGGGUUCUCCAUUUCAUCGAGCUUCAAUAAAAACAUGCUUUUGGGUUUAAAAUCAUCAUCACCAACAGCAAGAAGUCGUUUCUAAGCUGGGGAUUGUGGUGCAGUGCUAAGAGAAACUCGUGUUCCUUCUGGUACAGUGCAAAUUCAAACUAGGUUGACCGGCUGAUUUUGAUAUUACAGCAGUAGUCUUAAGGUCAUCUGGUCUUGCAUAAAGAACUGGUGUUGUCAACAUGUCAUUGGCAAGGAUUGCUAGAAGUAGCUUGAGACGGUCAGGAGGUGUGAUCCGCAGCUACACGACUGAAAGGGAUACACUCUGUGAAGGAGCAUUUGGAUCCAGGCAUUACUCAUGUUCCCCCGAAAAUGUUAAAAAUGGUGGAAAUCUGUUUUACUUCUCCAGCCCGAGGCAGGCAGAUGACAUGAGUUUAGGGAAGAGGGGUAUAAGUGUAGCCCCACACCAUCAAUUUCCUUUUGCAGAGAGGGUGGUAGAGGAGUCUGACUCUGAGUAUGACAACCGAAGGUUUGCGGGGCUGGAAGCAACCAAACCAGGGGAAAAACCGAGGGUGGUUGUUCUAGGGACUGGGUGGGCUGCUUGCAGAUUCCUUAAAGGACUUGACACAAAAAUUUAUGAUGUUGUCUGCAUAUCGCCAAGAAACCACAUGGUCUUCACUCCUCUGCUUGCUUCAACUUGUGUUGGAACGCUUGAAUUUCGUUCUGUCGCUGAGCCUGUUAGUCGGAUACAGUCUGCACUGGCAAGGGAGCCCAAUUCAUACUUUUAUCUUGCUUCCUGCACUGGUGUUGAUACACACAAACAUGAAGUGUAUUGUCAAACAGUUGACAAUAUAGGACUAUCUCACGAACCUUACCAAUUUAAGGUUGCAUACGACAAGCUUGUCAUUGCUGCUGGAGCUGAGCCCUUGACUUUUGGUAUCAAAGGAGUGAAAGAAAAUGCGUUCUUCCUUCGUGAAGUAUACCAUGCCCAAGAAAUAAGGAAGAAGCUUCUCUUAAAUCUUAUGCAGUCUGAGAAUCCAGGCAUAUCAGAAGAAGAGAAGAAGCGUCUAUUACACUGUGUUGUUAUUGGAGGCGGCCCAACAGGAGUGGAGUUCAGUGGUGAAUUGAGUGAUUUUAUCAUGAGGGAUGUCCAUGAGCUGCACACUCAUGUUAAGGACCACAUCCAUGUAACCCUUAUAGAGGCUAAUGAGAUCUUGUCAUCAUUUGAUGUUAGCCUACGGCAAUAUGCAACAAAACACUUAACCAAGUCUGGUGUUCAACUUGUUCGAGGGGUAGUGAAAGAGGUGCACCCUAAAAAAAUAGUUCUUAGCGAUGGGACUGAUGUUCCAUAUGGCCUCUUGGUAUGGUCUACUGGUGUAGGCCCUUCUGAGUUUGUAAAAUCGCUAGAUCUUCCCAGGUCCCCUGGUGGAAGGAUUGGUGUUGAUCAAUGGCUGCGCGUCCCUUCUGUGGAAGAUGUGUUUGCGCUUGGCGAUUGUGCCGGAUUUCUCGAACAAACAGGAAAGCCAGUGCUUCCGGCUUUGGCUCAGGUUGCUGAGAGGGAGGGAAAAUUUCUCAUGGGAUUGUUUAACAUGAUUGGGAAGCAGAAUGGUGGGAAGGCUUUCGGUGCAAAAGGCAUUCCCUUGGGGGAACCAUUUGUGUACAAGCAUCUUGGGAGCAUGGCAACGGUGGGGCGCUAUAAGGCACUGGUUGAUCUACGCCAGUCCAAGGAUGGAAAGGGGCUGUCGCUGGCAGGGUUUGUUAGCUGGCUGAUUUGGCGCUCUGCUUACCUGACACGUGUAGUGAGCUGGAGGAACAGGUUUUACGUGGCUGUGAACUGGGCCACUACGCUUGUCUUCGGCAGGGACAACUCACGUAUUGGUUAAUCUGUGUGGUGUCUUCUCUCCACUGCCUUCGUUGAGUGCUUGGUUACAGCCAUACGCCAUCCCUGAGGGGUUUUGGGUCUUGCCUUUGAUCCAGCUAAAACCCUCUAGCAUUAUGCAUGGUACCAAAUUUUGCCCCCUCAUCUGUGGAUUUUGUUGGGAAAUUUUCCCUUUGGUUUAUAUUGUCAAAUUGUAAUAAGAACAAAAUAUCAUGUAUAAAUGAAAAUCAGGUUGAAGCAA
Molecule: messenger RNA, 2363 nt
Organism: Malania oleifera
Lineage: Eukaryota; Viridiplantae; Streptophyta; Magnoliopsida; Santalales; Ximeniaceae
Product: internal alternative NAD(P)H-ubiquinone oxidoreductase A1, mitochondrial-like
Exons: 10
Coding region: 486-2126 (546 amino acids)
Molecular function (GO): NADH dehydrogenase activity
Source: RefSeq, a predicted model, not a curated record